This is a messenger RNA of Micromonas pusilla CCMP1545, 681 nucleotides long. RefSeq lists its product as uncharacterized. Bases 1 to 681 code for a protein of 226 amino acids. Gene Ontology annotation, biological process: thylakoid membrane organization. The transcript is spliced from 2 exons. NCBI's taxonomy places the organism in Eukaryota, Viridiplantae, Chlorophyta, Mamiellophyceae, Mamiellales, Mamiellaceae. Gene Ontology annotation, molecular function: serine-type endopeptidase activity. Gene Ontology annotation, cellular component: plasma membrane; chloroplast thylakoid membrane. The record is from RefSeq and is a predicted model, not a curated record.
AUGGAAGACCCGACCGGCCCGGGCGGCGACGACGACCGCGGCGGCGACAGCGGCGACGACGAGAACGACGGCGAGUUCCCGUGGCCGGAGUGGGUCCCGGAGGGCCUGCGUCUGAACACGGAGGACGUCGCGACCGUCCUCGUCACGUUCGCGGUGUCGCUCUUGUUCCGCGCGACGAUCGCGGAGCCGCGCUUCAUCCCGAGCCUGUCGAUGUACCCGGUGUUCGACAUCGGCGACCGCCUCAUCGCGGAGAAGAUCACGUACCGGUUCAAGCACGACCCAGUCCCCGGGGACGUCGUCAUCUUCCACCCGCCAAAGACGCCCAAGGUGCGUCCCGUACACUGGUUCCCAUACGACCGCGUGUUCAUCAAGAGAGUCGUCGCCGUGGCGGGGGACAAGGUGGAGGUGAAGAGAGGGGAGCUGUACGUCAACGACGCGUCGCGAGGGAAGGAGCUGAAGCUCGAGCCGUCGACGUACGUCAUGGAGCCGCAGAUCGUGCCCCCUGGGGACGUGUUCGUGAUGGGGGACAACCGGAAUAACUCGUUCGACUCGCACAUCUGGGGGCCGUUGCCGAAGGAGAACAUAUUGGGGAGGGCGUGCUUCAAGUACUGGCCGCCGCAGAAGUUUGGGGAGUUACCGCGGUAUCCGGCGCGGGUGGGCGCGGUGCCGGAGCGGUACUGA